AUGAAAGCAAUGCUUUUAAACAUCAAGUAGAAGUUAGAAAGAAAUUAAGCUUUGAACAAAAAGUAGAAAUCAGAGUUUAGUAGCAAUUAUUGCAUUAAGAUUUAGGAAAUAGUUGAAUAAAUUAAUAGAUUUGACAUUAAUGUUGAUUUAAAAUACAUUAAAAACAUAAUGUUUGAGGAAAACUUUGAAAACAAAUUAAUUUUCAAAUAUCAGUUUCCUUUAAAUUUAAAUAUUACAACAAACUUAAUACACAUGUAUAAUUUGUUUUUGGUAUUUGGCACGCAAGAAGGAAUUAUCCAUGUAUUUGAUAUUUAGAAAACAAAAAUCAUAAUUACUCAAAAGAUUUCUUAAUUUGGGCUAGUUGUUUUAGUGAAAGACCCAAGAAGAUCUGAUUAUUUCUUUAUCUCUGGAUAUGAUGGAAAUAUAAUUGAAUUUUAGCUUUAGAUAACCUUACCUGAAAAUAGAAAUUUUAAAUCUAUUGAAUCUAUAAAUUAGAAUAUUGUUUAAAUAAACAAUCAAUUUUCUAGUUAAGUUAGUAGAAAUCUUCGAGGUGUUAAUAAUCAGUAUUUUAAUGAAGAAUAAAUGUUAAUAGAAAAUCAAAUAAACUAGUUUGGUAAUAAAAAUAGCAAAACACAAUCAAGUAAUUAAGAUUUAUUUUAUUCAUAGAUAGAUGUUAAUUUAAAACGCAAAAGGACUUUUUCAAAUAGAAAGUAAAUUUGUAGGUUGAUUACAUUCUAAAAUGGAAAAUUUUUAGUAGCUGGAGUUGGAAAAAAAAUAGUUGUUUGGAAUAUCAUUACUGGAAAAAUUUUUCAAAGGCUGAAGGGAUACCAUUCAUCUUAGGUUUAUGGGCUGGAGACCAUACUUUAUGAUAAAUACAUAUUGAGCAUUUCCAAAGGAACAAUAAAUAUGUUUGAUAUAACCAGAGUAGACAAUCCUUUAGUUAUCUAAAAAAGAAUAGCAGGAAAUUAGCUCUUUACUAGAGUCAAAAAAAUCUCAGAGUAUGAGUUUUUGGUGAUGAUUUUCCCAAAAAAGAUUGCUUUUUUUAAAAUAUUUGAAGAUGAGUAAUUUUCUUAGAACACAACAAAGACUAGCUCGUUCUAAAGUUUAGAUGAGAUCCAAAAGCAGAAUAUUUAAAAUCACCAAGACUCAUAUGAUAAUCUACAACAGUUAAUAUUUGAUGAUAUGAAAAGCUUCAAAGAAUACUCAUAAUAGUCUUAAAAACAAGUUAAAAAAAACAAAAAUAUCUCAAUUGUCACCUUAAAAAAAUAAGAAAUAAUCAAAACAGGAGAAAUAAAAUUCACACCUGAUCUAGCAUACAAUAUAAAUGUGUUUGACAAUUACUUCUUCAACAUCUCAGGAGAUUAUGAAUAUUCUAUGCUUAUAAAUCUUGUAAAUCUGAAAAGCUCCACAACAAGCAUUGAUUUGGAAAAAUCUGAUUCUAAUCUAAAAUUUGAAUCGAAUUUACGUUUUCUUUCAUACAACAACGAAAGAGUCCUAACAUCAACAGUGCUUGAAAAUGUCACUAUUUAAAACAAAUUUUAUAAGAAUGUCCUAAUAAAUAUGCCUCGAAACUCCCAUUAUGAAGGAGAAGAGAAUUUCCCCUAAUCUCUUAACAUGUGUUUCUUUGCAUGA
Messenger RNA from Tetrahymena thermophila SB210, 1632 nucleotides. RefSeq lists its product as hypothetical. NCBI's taxonomy places the organism in Eukaryota, Ciliophora, Oligohymenophorea, Hymenostomatida, Tetrahymenidae. The record is from RefSeq and is a predicted model, not a curated record. The transcript has a single exon. Gene Ontology annotation, molecular function: protein binding.